This is a messenger RNA of Perognathus longimembris pacificus (Pacific pocket mouse), 2106 nucleotides long. It is a transcript of the gene Niban3, whose product is annotated as niban apoptosis regulator 3. NCBI's taxonomy places the organism in Eukaryota, Metazoa, Chordata, Mammalia, Rodentia, Heteromyidae. The transcript is spliced from 15 exons. Bases 214 to 1932 code for a protein of 572 amino acids. The record is from RefSeq and is a predicted model, not a curated record.
UUCAGAGGCAGAGCACUUGUAUUUCCCCUCUGCACCCCAACCUCCCUUGGGGCUGCCCCAGGUCCCCCACAGUAACCACAGUCCCUUGCAUCUGUGUUCCUGGAGACAGGCCCAGGAGAAGGCAGGGCGGGGCGGGGCAGCCCCCAGCAGGGCCAGGGUGGUGGUGCGGUCCUGCCCUGCCGAGCUGAGCCCUGGCUGGUGUCCCCAAGCAGGAUGGGUGUGCGGGCCUCAAGUCCCCUGGACAAGCAGCAGCAGCAGCAUGUAAGAGAGCGCAUGGAUGCCCUGCUGAGGACCUUCCUGCCCCACUACCGCUCCCAGCUGGCUGCCGCCGUCCUGAGGCGGCUCUCUGAGGAGCGGGACCCGGGGAGGCCGGCGGGGGCGCAGCUGCUCCGCAGCCAGAAGCUGCCCCGGGUCCGCGAGCACCGAGGGGCCCUGGCGUGGCUGCGGGGCCGCCCGCCGCGGUGGCAGCCGGUGUUCUGCGUCCUGCGCGGGGACGGCCGCCUGGAAUGGUUCGGACAGCAGGAGGAUUUCGAGAAUGGGGGUCGCCCGCUGGGCUCCGUCGCCCUGACGGGGUUCUCUCUGGAGACCUCACGGCGGGAUGUCCAACUUUGCGUGCAGCCCGCAGAUGACAAUGCCCAGGAAAGGCCCACUGCCCUACCAGAGGUGCCAGCUCGUUUCCCCCUGUCUCUGUGGCACCCCUUCCGCCAGCCCCUCUGCUUCUCUGCCUCCAGUGCUGAGUUACAGCGUGCCUGGAGGCUGGCCCUGCAGAGUGCCGUCCGGCUGCGGGACACAGUCCUGCAGCGCAGCCAGGACCCCGCUGCCCGCGCCUUCCUGGAUGCCGUCCGGCUCUACCGGCAGCACUUGGGCCACUUUGGCGAGGACGACGUGACGCUGGGCUCGGACGCCGAGGUGCUGACCGCGGUGCUGAUGCGGGAGUUGCUGCCGGACCUGCAGGCGCAGACCUUGCCGGGCCUGCGGGGUGCGGCCUGGACGGAGCUCCUGGACACGGUCUACACAGCGGUCCUGGCCGAGGCCUCCUCGGGGCUCCGCGCCUUCCAGCCGGAGAAGAACGAGCUACUGGCGUCGCUGGAGAGGACCGUGCGCGCCGACCUGGACCAGACACUGCGGUUGCGCGCGCGCGCCGCGGGGAGAAUUCGGGCGGAUGUCCAGGGCGCGCUGGAGUCGCGCCUGUGCCGGACACUGGACACGCAGCUGCCCCGGAUGGCACGGGCGCUGCUGGGCGCCGCGGGGGCCGCGCUGGACGCGGCACGGAGCCUCCUCACCCGGGCCGUGGACCGCCUGACCCGCCGCUUGCGCGGGAGGCCCUCGGGCGCACGGCUGCGCAGGGAGGUGUACGCGUUUGGAGUGAUGCCAUGGGACCCGGAGCUGAUGCAGAUGUGCUACCAGGAGGCCGAGCGGUGCCAGGAGCACCUGGCAGAGCUGGCCACACCAUUUGGCUUCCAGGCCACCCGGAGCCUGGUGUUUGGGGUUCAGGAUCUGGCACAGCAGCUCCUUGCAGAUGCCUUGGCCACCUUCUUGCAGCUGGCCGACCAGUACCUAACCUCGGCUCUGGACCCUGACCAGGCUGUGGGGCAGCUGGAGAGAGUCAGGGGCCUCGUGCUAAAGAGGCUCUCCUGGGACAGCGAGCAGGCGCGGUGGAAGUGCUCCCAGGGCUGGCUCCUCGCUGUCCUCCUGCCCUUCACUCUGAGCCAGCUGGGCCCGGGCCAGGCGGAGCUGCUGGAGGCGCUGGGGGCUGCGGUAGAGGGGGACAUGGCCGCAGGCGUCUAUGAGGAUGUUGUCCAGGAGGUCUUGCUGCAGAGGAUCAAUGAAGAACUGAGGAAGGCACUUGGUGCCAGCAGCAUCUCUUGCCCUGUGACUGACUGGGCAGAGGCCCCAUGGGCCCAGGAGGGAGCAGGAGCUGGCCCUGUCUGACUUCCUGGGACCAGAGCUGCUGGACCUGGGCCUUGUCCUCCUGCCGCCCCCCCAUGAAUGCCCCGGGCAGGGCUGGGACCUCAGGUUGGCGGCGUGCACUGUACCUUGCCUUGGUGCAUUUGCUUCAGACCCUUCCCAAACCCAGGGCUUGUCACUAAAGCUCUGUCGAUUCCA